GUACGGUCGACCCUGUACGGAAAUGAGAGGAAGCGGAACAACUGUUUAUUGUUGAAACCACCUGAUUGUUCCCAUUUACAGGAACGCUUUCAGCUUCUCGGAAGUUUUGACUCAUUUAGACCGGUGAGUCAUCGAACUGCAUGCAACACCACCACACUUUCCCUCCAGCACGGACCUGACUUUGUGACUUCCUGACGGAAACAUGCUGCGGUAAAAUCUGGCCAAUGACUUUGAACCACUCUGUGGUUAUUCCGAGUACACACUGCCAUUCUGCGGUCGCUCAUUGGGACUAAAGCCGCUUAACUAGCCGUCCUCACUAAGAUGAGCUCCCGACUGUGUGAUCUAGACUGGGCGUAUGACGAUAUCCUCGGCUGUAGACCAUGCUCGGAUUGUAUCAAGUACCCGGACAACCCACACUGCGACGACUGCCCGGAACCAACAACACCCGUUCCAGAUAUAUUUUCAGUCAGUAGCAAUGGCACUACAAUAUCACCAUCCAUGCAGCUCAUAACCCAGAGCCAGGAUACAACAAGCCCACUGGCACUGGAGUGGCAGCUGAUUGCGAUCGGCCUCGCCUGUGGUGUGGUACUGGUGCUGGCUAUUGCAGUAUUCAUCCGGUACACCAGGAGGCGUGACAAGACUCCACGGGCCAUGGAGCACGGCAUCUCUGUUGACUCCCUGACAGGAGAGACCAUCGUGGUGGAGGAGUCGUCUGCCUACACGUCCAGCGAGAUGAGCUCCAGUGGCAGCAACAUGGCCGACAACACGUCUAUACUGCGGGAAACUGUCAUCUGAUGGCAGAACUCACAACCCCUACCCCUAGCCUCCGUC
Molecule: messenger RNA, 831 nt
Organism: Branchiostoma floridae (Florida lancelet)
Lineage: Eukaryota; Metazoa; Chordata; Leptocardii; Amphioxiformes; Branchiostomatidae
Exons: 4
Coding region: 322-795 (157 amino acids)
Source: RefSeq, a predicted model, not a curated record